AUGGAUGAACGUACGGGUGGGCGAGAGCCUGGACAAAUGCUGCGCGCAGCAAUCUUUGGUCCCGAGAGCAGCGUGAUCGAUGGAAAGACGCGCAGUGGUCGCCGUCCGCCGUUUAGCAACAGAAGCGAUGAGCUUUCGCGUUCCGACGAACACCCGAUGAAGCGAGCGAUUCACGAUCGCAGGCGUCGCUCUGUCGUGGCGAAUUCCUGCUCUCGUUUGCUAUCAGACAGUGAUGUCGAGCGCUAA
Angiostrongylus costaricensis is the source of this 246-nucleotide messenger RNA. The record is from the annotation of a GenBank genome assembly. NCBI's taxonomy places the organism in Eukaryota, Metazoa, Nematoda, Chromadorea, Rhabditida, Metastrongylidae.